Messenger RNA from Budorcas taxicolor (takin), 1511 nucleotides. RefSeq names its product lysine acetyltransferase 8 (gene KAT8). The transcript has 11 exons. Lineage: Eukaryota; Metazoa; Chordata; Mammalia; Artiodactyla; Bovidae. Gene Ontology annotation, biological process: regulation of DNA-templated transcription. The record is from RefSeq and is a predicted model, not a curated record. Gene Ontology annotation, molecular function: histone acetyltransferase activity. The coding region runs from base 23 to 1399 and encodes 458 amino acids.
UGGCGUCACUUCCACUACAACGAUGGCGGCACAGGGAGCAGCUGCGGCGGUUGCGGCAGCGACUUCAGGGGUCUCGGGGGAGGGCGAGCCCGGACCCGGGGAGAAUGCGGCGGUCGAGGGGACCGCUCCGUCCCCAGGCCGCAUCUCUCCGCCGACCCCGGCGCGCGGCGAGCCGGAAGUCACCGUGGAGAUCGGAGAAACCUACCUGUGCCGGCGGCCCGAUAGCACCUGGCAUUCUGCUGAAGUGAUCCAGUCUCGAGUGAACGAUCAAGAAGGCCGAGAGGAAUUCUAUGUACACUACGUGGGCUUUAACCGGCGAUUGGAUGAAUGGGUCGACAAGAACCGGCUGGCGCUGACCAAAACAGUGAAAGAUGCUGUGCAGAAGAACUCAGAGAAGUACCUGAGCGAGCUGGCCGAGCAGCCGGAGCGCAAGAUCACUCGCAACCAAAAACGCAAGCAUGAUGAGAUCAACCACGUGCAGAAGACCUAUGCAGAGAUGGAUCCCACAACAGCAGCCUUGGAGAAGGAACAUGAGGCGAUCACCAAGGUGAAGUACGUGGACAAGAUCCACAUUGGGAACUACGAAAUCGACGCCUGGUACUUCUCCCCAUUCCCUGAAGACUAUGGGAAACAGCCCAAGCUCUGGCUCUGCGAGUACUGUCUCAAGUAUAUGAAAUAUGAGAAGAGCUACCGCUUCCACUUGGGCCAGUGCCAGUGGCGGCAACCCCCGGGAAAGGAGAUCUACCGCAAGAGCAACAUCUCUGUGUAUGAAGUGGAUGGCAAAGACCACAAGAUUUACUGCCAGAACCUGUGUCUGCUGGCCAAGCUCUUCCUGGACCAUAAGACGCUAUACUUUGACGUGGAGCCGUUCGUCUUUUACAUCUUGACCGAGGUGGACAGGCAGGGGGCCCACAUCGUCGGCUACUUCUCAAAGGAGAAGGAGUCCCCAGAUGGGAACAACGUGGCCUGCAUCCUGACGCUGCCCCCCUACCAGCGCCGUGGCUACGGGAAGUUCCUCAUAGCUUUCAGCUAUGAGCUCUCAAAGCUGGAGAGCACGGUCGGCUCCCCUGAGAAGCCACUGUCUGACCUGGGCAAGCUCAGCUACCGCAGCUACUGGUCCUGGGUCCUUCUGGAGAUCUUGCGAGACUUCCGGGGCACCCUGUCCAUCAAGGACCUUAGCCAGAUGACGAGCAUCACUCAGAAUGACAUCAUCAGCACCCUCCAGUCCCUCAACAUGGUUAAGUACUGGAAGGGCCAGCACGUGAUCUGUGUCACACCCAAGCUGGUGGAGGAGCACCUCAAAAGUGCUCAGUAUAAGAAACCACCCAUCACAGUGGACUCUGUCUGCCUCAAGUGGGCACCCCCCAAGCACAAGCAAGUCAAACUUUCCAAGAAGUGAGUGGCCUGCGCCUCUGCUCCUGGACCUGUGCCUCCUUGCCCCCAGCCUGUAAAUAUGUACAGACCUGUUUCAUCACUUUUUUAAAUAAAGUAAGUGCUGCUGGUGUCCCAGA